This is a messenger RNA of Aphanomyces astaci, 12477 nucleotides long. RefSeq names its product holo-[acyl-carrier-protein] synthase. The transcript has a single exon. The record is from RefSeq and is a predicted model, not a curated record. Lineage: Eukaryota; Oomycota; Saprolegniomycetes; Saprolegniales; Verrucalvaceae. Gene Ontology annotation, cellular component: fatty acid synthase complex. Gene Ontology annotation, molecular function: enoyl-[acyl-carrier-protein] reductase (NADH) activity; magnesium ion binding; fatty acid synthase activity. Gene Ontology annotation, biological process: long-chain fatty acid biosynthetic process. The coding region runs from base 76 to 12156 and encodes 4026 amino acids.
CUUGUUGCGAGCAGACCACCCCUGACCACGGUGCAUCCCGCUCGAUACAUCCAUCCUCCCCACCCUUCCAGCAUCAUGUCUGACACAGUUCCAUUAACUCCCAUCCUCGACGUGCCAGCUUCUGCCGCCGUUGUGUCGGCGCCCGCCAUCGUCACGGACGUCGCCACUGGUUUCGCCGUCACCUUUGGCGGCCAAGCGAACGAAUACAUCGCAGAAUUGACCACUCUCGUUGAAAAGUUCACUACUGUCCGCACGUUCGUCGAAGCCGCUCAAUCUGCACUCGUCGAAGAAGCCAAAGCGUUCCCAAAUGUGACCAUUCACCCGUUCUUGUGGACCCAGGACGCGUCCUCUCUGCCGUCCAAGGACGCAUUGGCCUCCGCGACGUUGAGCUACCCGCUGAUUUUCUUGACGCAAUUUGCAAACUACCUUGCGUUCCUUGAAGCCGCGCACUUGACCCACGAAGCGUUCGUUCCAAAACUCCGCGCCGGAUCUGGCCACAGCCAGGGUGUGGUCGCGGCGGUGCUGCUCGCUGCCGCAAAGACCACCGACGAACUUCGCGUUCUCGGCAUCCAGUUCGUCCGGUACAUGUUUCUUCACGGUGUGCGUGCCCAGGCCACGUUUGGCGCCAUCUCGAACUCGGGCGAUGUCUCCCCAAUGCUCCUUGUGCGCGGGUUGCCGGAAGCUGGUUUGCGCAAGGCCGUGGAUGGAGUGAAUGCCAAGUUGAAGCUCAAAGAUGCGCGGGCCCUUCAGCUGUCCCUCUUCAACGACACCGCCGCGAUCGUCGUGACCGGACUCCCGGACGUGCUCGUGUUGCUCAAGACGACCCUCGAAAAAAUCAGCGCCAAGCCCGACGAGUCCCAGGGCCGCAUUCCAUUUUCCCAGCGAAAGCCGCUCAUUUCGUUUAUCCCCCUUGCUGUAUCCGUGGCCUUCCACAACACGAACCUCGCGCCAGCGCAGUCGUUGAUCGAAGCCGACUUGGCGCGGUUAGGACUGACGAUUCCUGGCCAGUCGUUGCAGUUUGCAGUCGUAGGAACCAACGAACACGCGGUGAACCUUCAAACGUAUGGCGCCAAAGACGUGCUUCCGGAUGUAGUGAAGAUGCAACUGACCGACAUUGUGAACUGGCCCGUCACGAGUGCCGCGCUCACCCAAACCGUCAGCGGUGUCACGCACGUGUUGGACUUCGGCCCUGGACGAGGCGCGGCUACGCUCACCCUCAAGCAAGUCGAAGGAUACGGGAUCACCACCGUCGUCCCUACGCCGUUGCACAAGGCGUCGGCUACGUUGCCAGGUUUGGACUACAUUCUGUCGACACCUGCCAACUUUGUGAAGCAGUCGUGGGAAGCACUGUACGGCCCUACGUUGACCAAGGCAGUGGACGGCACCACCGUGCUCCACAACAAGUACACGGCUCGCUUUGGCCGCCAACCAGUGUGGGUGGGUGGUAUGACCCCCACGACCAGCUACUAUGGCGUGCCGCUGGUUGCCGCCAUCACCGAAAGUGGGUACAUUGGCGAACUGGCGUGCGGCGGACUCCCCCGGCCGUCCAUUUUUGAGUCGAAGGUAGCCGAUCUGCUUAGCCGCUUGUCGCCCGGCAAUGGGAUCUUCCUCAACUUGUUGUACUUGAACUCGAAACAAUGGGCGUUCCAGUUCCCCAUGAUCAAAAAGAUGCGUCAAGAUGGCAUCCCCAUCGAAGGGGUGACCGUCGCUGCGGGCAUCCCGACGCCUGAAAAAGCCGACCAAGUACUCACGGAACUGCUCUCGGUCAACAUCAACGUCGUGAGCUUCAAGCCGAGCUCCAUCAGCUCGAUCCACGAUGUACUCAAUAUUGCCAACAAGCACCCCGCGGCCACCGUGGUCAUCCAAUGGACUGGGGGUCGCGCCGGGGGUCACCACAGCAGCGAAGACUUUCACACGCCGCUCCUAGCCACGUACGCGGCCGUCCGCCGCACCCCCAACGUGAUCUUGAUCGUCGGGUCCGGCUUCGGGUCGGCGGAACAGUCGUACCCGUACAUCACUGGGGAAUGGAGUUUGGCGUUUGGCGAGGCCAAGAUGCCUGUGGACGGCAUCCUUGUGGCGUCUCGUGUGAUGGUGGCCAAGGAAGCGGCGACCGCCGACGCGGUCAAGUCGCUCUUGGUGGCCACCCCCGGCAUCCCCGACGAGUCGACGUGGGAGUCGAGCUACGAGUCGUCUGCUGGCGGUGUAAUCACCCUCAAGUCUGAGCUGGGCGAAGCGAUCCACAAGAUUGAAAACCGCGGCGCGUUGUGCUGGCGAGACUUUGACCGCAAGUAUUUUGCGUUGCCAAUGAAAGACCAGGAAGCUGCGAUUCUCGCCGACAAGGACGCUAUCAUCGCCCGCGUCAACGCGGACUUCCAAAAACCCUACUUUGGCCGCACCGUGCGUGGUGACGUGGUCGACGUCGAGCAAAUGACGUACUUGGACGUCCUUUCCCGGUUGGUGUCGCUCAUGUACGUGGCCAGCAGCAAGCGAUGGAUCGACGUGACGUUUAUGAGCCGCGUGUUUGCGUUCUUCCAGCGCACGGAGCAGCGGUUCCUGACCAAAGCUACCACAACGUCAAAGUUGGUUGUGCAAAAGGCUAGCCAGCUCAAAACGUCGGACCCGUGGCAGCUCUUGCGCCAGUUCACGGCGGCGUACCCCGGCAUCGCGUCGGCCUUGCUGAGUGUGGACGACGUCGACUUUUUCUACCACUCGUGCAAGUUUGGCGGCAAACCCGUCAACUUUAUCCCGAUUGUGGACAAGGAGCUCAUCACGUGGUUCAAGAAGGACUCGCUUUGGUACUCGGAAGAUUUGGAAGCCGUGCCCGACCAAGAUGCAGGUCGUGUGAUGAUCUUGCAAGGACCGUUGGCCGUGUACCACAUCAAGACCAAGGACGAGCCGGUGGGGGACAUCCUCCACGGCAUCAGCCAAGGCGUGGUCGACACAUUGGUCGCCAAGGCGUUCCGUCAACAUUCGCCCGAGGUACUCUCGGCUGCCGUCGCGGCUGCUGGCUGGACUCGAUCCGGCGACGACAACGGCGCGUUCGUCCUCUCCAAGUCCAUCACCACCGCCACCACCACCGAAGAAUGGUUGGCUGAACUGGCGUCGGUCAUCACACCCCGCAACUGGCUCCACGACCUGCUCACAGUCGACCACUACGUGUCUGGCCGCCAAUGGGUCGCCAACUCGACGCCCCAAGUCGUGUCUGCCCGCGUCGGCCAAACAGUCGAAAUCGAAUUCAACGGCACGUCCCCCGUUGCGCUGCGAGUGCAUGACAUUGCAGUCGUGCGUACGGCCCCCGUGGUCGAGAUCACCAAGUCUUCCGUCGACGUGAUCACCCUCCGCCUCAACAUUGUGCGCCCGGCCACCCGCGAAUGGACGUCCGACGUCGUGUCCUUGAACCGGGUGUUCCAGUACAAGCCAGCGUUGUCGUGGUCGCCGAUCCACUUGAACGAGUCCGAGUCGGAGCAAAACGUCAAGCUGUUUUACGCCCAGCACUGGCUGGCCACAUCAGUUGCGGCAUCGCAACCCGCGCUGGAAAGCAGCGUGCACGCCACCCACACGGCUUCGUUUGUCGUGACGGCCGACGACAUUGCCGAGUACAACCAGUCGCUGGGCCUCUCGGCCGACCGCAUCACGGCGCCCGUGGACUUUAGCACGGUCGCGGGGUGGAAGCCGCUGAUUGCCCCCGUGUUUUCCAAGGAAAUCUCGGGCGAUUUGCUCCGGUUGGUGCACUUGAGCCACUCGUACACGCUGCUCAGCUCAACCGACGACGGAUCGUUCGCGGCCGGCGACUCGGUCGUGUCCACGGGGUUUGUCACGGCCAUGCGCAACAACGCGUCGGGCAAGUUGGUGCAAGGCGUGAUCGUAGUCGCCAAGAAUGGCGUCGACGUUGUGCGUGUGCAAAGUGAGUUUUUGAUCCGCGGCGCCUUCACCGACCACCACCACACGUUUGAAAAGACCGAGUCGACCCAUGUCGUGCACUUGGCCGACAAGGCCGCCGUGACCAUCUUGGCCGACAAGUCCUGGUUCAAGUCGACGUCUGGCGCGCUGCUGCCCGCGGGGGCCACGUACAAAUUUGUCCUCAAAACGUCGGUAGCGUUUGCCGAUGGGUUUUCCACCUUGAGCACGUUCGACGUCCAAGGAUCGGUCUACGGCGGUGCCAACCUGGACCAGUUGGUCGGAUCGGUUUCGAUCGCCGAGGCGGGCGUGCCCAAGGACCCCGUCGCCUCCUACUUGGAGCGCGUGGCCACCCCUGACACGGCCGCCGCAACCACCCAGUGCCACCUCCUGGAAACCCCCCUCACGAUUACCAUCCCCGACUUUGCCGGCGACUACGCCCGUUCGUCGCGCGACUUGAACCCGAUCCAUCGGUGCGCGUACGCCGCGUCGUUUGCCAACCUCCCCCACGGCACGCCCAUCAUGCACGGUAUGUGGACUGCCACGAAGGUGCGCAACCUCGUGAUGGACGUGAUGGCCGACCAAUUCCAAGUGUCCCACCUCCAAUCGUUCCACGCCGACUUCAAGGGCAUGGUGUACAAUGGCGAGUCGCUGUACCUGCAAGUGACCCAGUCCGGUGUCGCAGACGGCCUCAUCCUGCUCAACGUGAACGUGGCCAACAGUCGCGGCGAGAGCGUGUUUGGCGCCAAGGCCAAGGUCGUGAUGCCCAAGACAGCGUUCGUGUUCACGGGCCAAGGAUCGGCUCAAGUUGGCAUGGGUAUGGACCUGUACGCGACGUCCCCCGUCGUGCGCAAGAUCUGGGACGACGGCGACCGCCACUUGCUCGACAAGUUUGGGUUCUCCAUCCUCGACAUUGUGCGCCAGAAUCCCCUCUCGCUCACCAUCUACUUUGGCGGCAAGCGCGGCAUCGCCAUCCGUGAACACUACAUGGCCCUUCGCUGCCAAAAGCCGGACGCGUCCGCCCCCCACGGCACCAAGACCGUGCCCCUCUUCCCUGAAAUCACGCCCACCACCCAAAGCUUUACGUUUUCAGCCCCCACGGGUCUCUUGUUUGCGACACAGUUUAGCCAACCUGCGCUCGUGCUCAUGGAGAAGGCUUUGUACAACGAAGCCAAGUCCAAGGGCGUGGUGCCGUCCGACUGCUACUUUGCCGGCCACUCGCUCGGCGAGUACGCUGCGUUGAGUUCGUUUGCCGAGAUUCUGGCUACGCCUGACCUCGCCGAAGUUGUGUUCCUCCGCGGCAUGGUCAUGCAGAAUGCCGUCGAGCGCGACGCCACCGGCAUGUCCGACUAUGGUAUGGUGGCCGCCAAUCCUGCGCGCGUCGGGUCCAAGCACUUUGACGAGUCCACAUUGUUCCAGUUGCUUGACUUGAUUGAAGAACAAUCUGGUCAGUUGUGCCAAGUGGUCAACUUUAACGUCCAAGACAGCCAGUACGUCGUGGCCGGCGAGUUGGUCAACUUGGAAGUGCUUUCUCGUAUCAUGACAACGCUCCGGGAGCAGCCGGCGUCGCUGCAAACGGUGGGCCUCGACUCGCUCGUCCAAGAGUCGCUGGUCCUCGUGCGCUCACAAAAGGAAGCGCUUGUGACCAAGGGCAAGCCGUUCGGCCUCAAGCGCGGCACGUCGACGAUUCCGCUGGUCGGCAUCGACGUGCCGUUCCAUUCACGCAAGCUGCUGAGCGGCGUGCCGGCGUUCCGUGAGCUCAUGCGCCCGAUGCUCAAGAAGGAAGUGCUGUUUGGGAACAAGGCGUUGCUGGAAAGUCACUAUAUCCCCAACUUGAUCGCCAAGCCGUUUAGCUGCACCAAGGAGUACGUUCAAGAAAUCGUCGACCUCACCGGCAGCCCCAGCUUGACGCCGAUCCUGGCCAACUGGGACUCGACCCCCCUCGACGAACUCGUGUGGACGCUCGUGAUUGAACUGCUCGCGUACCAGUUCGCGUCCCCCGUCCAGUGGAUCAAGACCCAGGCGUACUUUUUCAACAACGGCCUGCGCCGGUUUGUCGAAAUCGGACCAUCGGCCACGCUCACGGGCAUGGCCACCCGCACGCUCCAAAGCGGCCGAUUCCCUCGCACCAAGUGCGACAUCUUGUUUAUCACCAAGGACCGCGAUACCAUCUACUACGACAACGAAUCGGAUCAUCCGUCGGCGGUUGAUUUUGCCCAUGCUCAGGCAGCCGCCGCCUCGGCGGAAGCCGCUUUGUCGGCGGACGUCCAAGUUGAAGAAGAUGCUGCUUCUGCUGCUCCUGUGGUGGCGGCUCCCGUGGCGGUCGUGGCGGCGCCGGCUCCGGUUGCGGUGGCGGCCCCUGCCGCCCCUGCUGCUGCGGCGGUCACUGACGAACCUGUCAGUGCCAACCACGUGCUGCGUGUGUUCCUCGCGCAUCGUUUCAAGAAACAAUUGGCGGAAAUCGACGACAACGCGACCAUUCACGGCUUGGCGGCUGGGAAAUCGGCCGCCCAAAACGAAGUCGUGGGUGAAUUGGAGAAGGAAUUCGGCGGAGGAGUCGACCGCGUGCCUGAACUGCCGCUGUCCGUCUUGAGCUCGUCGUUCAAGGCGUACAAGGGCCUCGGUCCAGUGUUUAACACGCUCACAACUGACUUUGUCCGCAAGCAAUUGCCCGGUGGGUUCAACAUCAACCAGGUCAAGAGCUACUUGUCGUCCGAAUUCGGCCUCGGUGCCGGCCGCGUCGAGAGUGUGCUCAUGCACGCCCUCCUCUUCCCCCCCGCCGCCCGCCAUGCCAACGAAGGCGUGGCCAAAUCUUGGUUGGACACCGUUGUGGCCGACUACGCCAAGUUUGCCGGUGUCUCUAUCUCCAAGGGCGGCCCAUCUCAAGGCGCGGCGGUGAUGCUGAUGCCCUCGUUUGGUGCGGCGGCGGCGGCUCCUCUGGAACCCGUACCAGACGCCGAUAUCACUGCCGCGUACGGUCUCAAGGCGUUUUUGGCCCACAAGUUCAAGAAAAAGUACGCCGACAUCACGGACGCUGUCAGCGUGCACGACUUGGCGGCCGGCAAGUCGGCUGUCCAGAACGAAGUCGUGGGGGAACUCGAAGCUGAAUUCGGCGGCGGGGUUGACGGAGUUGCCGAAACCAAGCUCGGCGACUUGGCGCCCAAGUUUGCCAGCUACACCAAGCCCGGCAAGUACUUUACGACGACCGUAGCCAAGAUGCUCAGUGCCAAGCUCCCCGGAGGGUUUUCCGCGUCGCAAUUGCGGUCGUACAUGGCUCAAGAGCGAGUGUUGGGCCCCAAGCGCAUUGAAAUCGCGCUCAUUCAUUCGUUGGUGAACGCGCCCGAAGCUCGGUUUGCCACGGAAGCCGAAGCCAAGACCUGGAUCAACUCGGUCGUGGACGAGUACGGGUCUAUCGCUGGUGUGACUAUCCCGUAUGCGUCCAAGGCCGGCGCGGCCGUAGGCGGUGGCAUGGCCAUGGUGGGUGGCGGAGGCGGCGGCUUGUCGUCGGCGGCCCUCGAUGGCCUCAAGAAUGAACUGCACACGAUGCUUCGUGACCAAGUGUCGGCGUACGAAACGUUCAUGAAGGUGGAUCCAUUGGAUGCGUUGAAGAAGAUCAACGCCGACGACGUGGCGCGCCGCGAGCUGGAGACGCAAGUCGACUUGUGGGUCACGGAACAUGGCGAGUACUACGAGAAGGGCAUCCAGGCCAAGUUUGACGCCAACAAGGUGCGCAUCUACGACAGUUCGUGGAACUGGGUCAUGCAAGAUGCGCUGGACUUUUACUACAAGACGCUGGCGAAAACGAUCCCGACCAAGAAGGGCAACGGCGCCGGCUUUGACCGCGACGCGCAUUUGGCCGAGAUGUCGGCCUUCCUCAACGCCGACGCGUCGCAACUGACCAAGAUGGGCGAGCCCGAAGGCUGGUUCAAGCCGUUCCUGUGCAACCGCGCGACCCCGGAGCUUCUGGCUGCAACAGAGUUCUUCUUGUCGCGCCAACAAGCUAACGGCAACCUCGAGUACGCCCAAGCGAUCCAACUACUCAACGAAGAAGUCGAAAAGUGGAUGGACCGUGACCCGGUGCACGUGCAGCUGCUCCAACCGUUCCGUCCCGAAGUGACGAUUGAAGCCAACGGCAACAUCGUGUACAAGGAAGUUCCUCGCGGUGCCACGUCCGUCGACUACGUGGACGAAGUGUCCCGUGGGUUUGCAUACCGAUCGGAUGACCACAAGGCGGCGUCGCCCAAGAGUGCGCAUUCGUCGGUGGCGCUGGUUCGGGGCAUCGAAACCGCCGAGCUCGACGACGGCCACGACAGCGACGUCAACAGCGUCAGCAGCGAGCCUGUGCUGCACAAGCGCACCGUCACCAAGCGCAGCACCCGCGUCGGCGGCUCUAAGUUGUGGGGCUUGAAGGCGGUCACUCGCCGGUUGAAGCGUGCCAAGGUCGGCGGCGCGCCCCACGUGCUGCCGUAUGUGCACAUCCGGUCGGCAGAUCAUGUCGACCCGACUAACCGCGUGGUGGACGAGCACUUGACCAAGGACUUUUUGCUGAGCAUGCACGAAAUCGCCACGAGUGGUGUGUCAUUUGUGGGAAAGAAUGCGCUCGUGACGGGCUGCGGCCGCGACUCGAUCGCAAGCGAAGUGGUCAAGGCCUUGCUCGAGGGUGGCGCUACCGUCGUGUGCACCACAAGCAGCUUCUCGACCAAGGCGACCCAGUUCUUCCGCAGCGUGUACGAAAACCACGGGUCGCGGGGCUCCAAAUUGAUCCUGUUGCCGUUCAACCAAGCGUCGGCCAAGGACUGCGGGUCGCUGGUCGCGCACAUCUACCAACAACUCAAGCUGGACCUGGACUUUGUGAUCCCGUUCGGUGCGAUUUCCGUCGUGGGCCCCACCCUCGCGGAUAUUGACUCCAAGUCGGAGCUCGCGCACCGCAUCAUGUUGACCAACACGUACCGUAUCCUGGGCAAGAUCAUCGACUACAAGCGCGCGCAGAACAUCCGCACGCGUCCGUGCUUGGCGAUGCUGCCCCUGUCCCCCAACCACGGGACCAUGGGGGGCGACGGGCUCUACGCUGAAGCUAAGCUCGGACUCGAAGCUCUGGCAAACAAGUGGCAUUCCGAAGGCUGGGAGGACUACAUCAGCAUCGGCGGCGCCGUGAUCGGAUGGACCCGCGGCACGGGGCUUAUGGCUGGUAACAACAUCGUGUCGGCCGGCAUCGAACAGUUGGGCGUGCGCACGUUCAGUCAAAUUGAAAUGGCGUUCAACUUGACGUCCAUCUUGCACCCGCGCAUGGUGGCGGCGGCCGCCAAGGCCCCUCUAUGGAUCGACUUGGGCGGCGGUAUGGCCCAACUGCACGACUUGAAGGUGCAAACCGACCGAAUCCGCGCCGCCAUCACGGACGAGUCCAAGAUUCGCCGCGCCAGCGUGGACGACCGCAAGAAGGACAACGUCGGUACUACCCCCGAAGACGAAGACGAUAAGCCCGUGUUGAACCGAGCCAACAUGCACAACUACUACUCGCAAUUCCCCGACUUGCCCGCGGCGUCGGACUUGGCGCGUCUCGGCAAAGACUACAAGGGCAUGAUCAACCUGGACAAGACGGUGGUGAUCGUCGGGUUCGGCGAAGUGGGCCCGUGGGGGAACUCGCGUACCCGUUGGGAGAUGGAAUCGUUCGGCGUGUUCUCCCUCGAAGGGUGCAUCGAAUUGGCGUGGGUGUUGGGGUACAUUACAUACCACAACGGCCCAACCAAGUCGUCUGGCGACCACUACAUUGGGUGGGUCGAUGCCAAGACCAAGGACCCCGUGGCCGACACCCAAAUCAAGGCACUGUACGAAGAGAACAUCCUAAAGCACUCUGGUAUCCGCGUGGUGGAGCCCGAGCUCUUUGACGGGUACGACCCAAAGAAGAAGAUGUUUUUGCAGCAAGUGGCUGUGGACAAGAACAUGCGUCCAAUCGAAGUCGCAAGUCGCGACGAAGGCCUCGAGUAUCAAAAAGAACUUGGUGAAGAAAACUGCGACGUGUUCGAGUUGGACGGUACGUGGAUGCUGCGUCUGCGACAAGGUGCGGUGCUGUCGAUCCCCAAGUCGCUCCACUUUAACCGGUGGGUGGCUGGCCAAAUCCCCACCGGAUGGGACGCCAAACGCUACGGUAUCCCUGCCGACAUUGCCGAAGCCGUGGACCCGAUCACGCUGUUCACGCUCGUGUCGACGGCAGAAGCACUCAUCUGCGCUGGGAUCACCGACCCGUACGAGUUCUACCAGUACGUUCAUGUGUCGGAAGUCGGCAACACGUCCGGGUCUGGCAUGGGCGGCAUGCGUUCGCUGCGCCGCAUCUACCACGAUCGAGCGAUCGGCAAGAACAUUCCGUCCGACUCGCUGCAAGAAUGCUUCAUCAACACGAUGGCAGCUUGGGUCAACAUGUUGCUCCUGUCUUCGUCCGGACCCAUCAAAACUCCCGUCGGCGCCUGUGCCACGGCCGCCGAGUCUGUGGACAUUGGUGUCGAAACCAUCUUGAGCGGCAAGGCUCGUGUCGUGAUUGUGGGCGGGUACGAUGAUUUCUGCGAAGUGGGCUCGUACGAGUUUGCCCAGAUGAAGGCGACGAGUGACUCGGAGAAGGAGACCGCCAUGGGCCGCGACCCGCGCGAAAUGUGCCGACCUUGCACGGACACCCGUGGCGGGUUCAUGGAGGCGCAAGGCGCCGGUAUCCAAGUGCUCAUGGACGCGACGUUGGCGCUGGACAUGGGAGUGCCCAUCUACGGUGUCGUGGGCAUCACCAACACGGCCACGGACAAGAACGGCCGGUCGGUGCCCGCUCCUGGCAAGGGGGUGUCCACCACCGCCCGCGAACAUGUCGUCGGCUCUGGCAACAUGCGCAACGCAUUGUUGAACCCGGCGUUCCGUCGGUCGCAAUUCGAAGAAGAAAUCGAAGCGAUCGAGUUUUGGAAGGCGCGCCAGCUCAAGAACAUUGCGGCGGGUGUCCAGACCUUGUACGACGUCGACAUGGUGCAUGCGAUGGCGGAAAAGAAGGUCAAGCAGGCCCAAUACACGUGGGGACACGAGUACUUCAAGGGCAACGCCGGCAUCUCGCCGUUGCGUGGGGCCCUCAACAUGUGGGGCUUGACCACUGACGACAUUGGCGUCGCCAGUUUCCACGGCACCGGCACCAACGCCAACGACAAGAACGAGAGCGAGAUCACCCACCGCCAACUCGAACAUUUGGGCCGCACGGCGGGCAACCCGAUCAUGGUCGUGUGCCAAAAGUACCUGACGGGGCACCCCAAGGGCGCGGCCGCGGCGUGGAUGUUCAACGGACUGCUGCAAGUCAUGCAAUCCGGCAUCGUGCCAGGGAACGCCAACAACGACAACACGGCGCCCGAACUCCAAAAGUUUGACAUGCUCGUGUACCCGAAUCGUAGCAUCCAAACCGACGGCAUCAAGGCGGCCAUCAUGAAGAGUUUUGGGUUCGGCCAAGCCGGGGCCGAAGUGUUGUUGAUCCACCCCAACUACCUCUUGGCUGCGCUGAACGACACCCAGUUCGAAAAGUACGUGACCAAGCGCAGCAAGCGCGCUGGGGGACUGCACCAGUACAUGCAAGACGUUCUCUCUGGCAAGAACACGUUUGUUCGUGUUAAGGAGCAUGCGCCGUACACGUCCGAGAACGAAAUGAAUGUGUACUUGAACCCCCUCGCCCGAGCGAGCUACAACGCCAAGGAAAAAACGUGGACGUUUGGCGACGUGUCGUCGGCCAAAGCCGCCAAGCAAGCCACGGACGCGGUCACCGUUGCCGCCCCCACGCCGCCUUCUGUCGACCAGUUGCCCAAAAAGUUGCUUGAAAGUUCGCUCGCCCAAUCCGGGGCCCAAUUGAUUCUGUCGUCGGGCCAAGGCCUCGGCAUCGACGUCGAACCCGUCGCGACGUUUGCAGACUACGCCACCAAGCAAGUGUUUAUCCAGCGCAACUUUACGGCGGCGGAAAUCGCCUACUGCGAGUCGUCUGCCGGCGCUGCGUCGUCGUUUGCUGGCCGAUGGGCUGCCAAGGAAGCCGUGAUCAAGGCCAUCUGCAACGCCAAUCCCGGCGCCACCCUCACCCAAGGCGCCGAUGCCCCGCUCAUCGACAUUGAAGUCGGCAAAGCCACGUCUGGGGCACCCACUGUCACAUUGACCGGUCGUGCCCUGGAAGCAUUCCAGAACUCCAACUUGUCCAGCAUCAAGCUGUCCAUCUCGCAUUCUGGCGAGUACGCGGUGGCCCAAGCGUUGGUGCUGUAGUACGUGGUGCGAAGAGCGCCACUUGUUAGGGAAUAGGCAGAAGCGGGGGGAGUUGUGUGGUUGGUUGGUUGCUUUCAGUUGGUCGCUGGAACUCUCGACAACCACCAACAACACCUUCGACAUCAUCUGCACCUGUAUUUUUGCCACAAGUCGAGCCGCCUUGGCAGCCAACGAACUCUGACGGUGGACACAUGCAUUUGCGACUGGUCCUUGCAAAUGAAUAGUACUACCCCAGUGCCAUCUUCGUUGUUUAGAAGCCGGCUUGUGUAAAGAAUCAGUAUAAUCGUAUCACAUUUGAAAUCAAAUCUAUCAUUGUUUGCA